AUGGAGACGCCACCACUUCGCAGUGGAGAACUACAAAGACAAUGUCAGUACAGGAUUUACGAACAAACAAGUAUUCGAGGCAAUAACAUCUUCACUAAGACUGCGAUCACGUGGCAGCACUGUCACGAUCUUUGUGAGACCGUCACAGAGUUUGUCUGCCGCAGCUUCGAGUACAAUCCGGUCAGCCAGUACUGUCAACUCUCUCAGACCAACAGAUGGCAAAAAUCAAAUCAGUUCGCCUUCAACGUUAGAAGCUGGGAUUACUACCACAAAACUUGCAUAACAGCAUUGUUGCAGAACGAUCUUCCUGAAUAUUCAUCAACUUUUUCCACUCUAUCAACUGUUUCAUCAACAUCAACAAUAGAUUCUACAGUCUCAACGACCCCCAAAACUUCAGUAUCCUCACAACUAUUACAACCACUGAGAGUCCUGAUGUUUGAGGGCCCUUUGUCAUGGUCCAAAGCCAACGACUUUUGCAAAUCAAAGGGUGGGAUAUUAGCAGUUCUGAAUGAUAAAUCCAUAAUCCCAGAGGCUAACCUAACAUCCACAGAAAAGUAUACACUGUUUUGUCUCAUAUCAAUGUUUGUAGAAUGAAGGAUA
This is a messenger RNA of Saccostrea cuccullata (small rock oyster), 600 nucleotides long. RefSeq lists its product as uncharacterized. Bases 1 to 594 code for a protein of 197 amino acids. The transcript is spliced from 4 exons. NCBI's taxonomy places the organism in Eukaryota, Metazoa, Mollusca, Bivalvia, Ostreida, Ostreidae. The record is from RefSeq and is a predicted model, not a curated record.